Molecule: messenger RNA, 1294 nt
Organism: Vespa velutina
Lineage: Eukaryota; Metazoa; Arthropoda; Insecta; Hymenoptera; Vespidae
Exons: 4
Coding region: 652-1035 (127 amino acids)
Source: RefSeq, a predicted model, not a curated record
UUAAAAAUAUACUUUACCUCGUAAAUAUAAAGAAGUUGUAUUGGUGGUUCUUUCAAUGAUCUUGGCCAGAGUCUGUACUCAGCAACAAGGCAUAAAGCCGAGAAAACGAAAAGUAUCGAAGAAUAAGAUGGAUCAAAAGGUGGAUUAUUUUCCUCUUCGAAACACAAACCGACUAUGCAUAUGUGUCUGAGAUAAGUGUACAUUCCUGCUGAAACUAUAGCUACCCAAUGAGGAUUAAUAUAUCCGACGUAUUCCUUGACGGUGUCCAUAUUGUAUAUUAAGCUAACGUGUUAUCAUUUAGAUCUACCAUCAAUUUCGCCGUCAAUUAAACAUGUUACCGGAACAUGUUAGUUAGGUUACAGACAUACAUAAAUGUCAACAUCAAAAUUAAAGAGAGAGAGAGACAGAGAGACAGAGAGAGAGAGAGAGAGAGGGAGAGAGAGAAAGAAAAUAAACAAAAGAUAAUCAUUGAGAUUUAACAAAAUCGUCGUCGCAGUUUGAAUUUCUUUCUUUUAUAAAUUUGAGAAAUCGAAAAGAAAGUAGUUUAUUUCGAUAACUCGAGAUAUCAGCAAUGUCGUAGAUAUUCCUUGGAUAUCUCGACUUUAGAAAGAAGGAAAAAAUUGCUGAUGGAGAUGUCCGUCGAUCUCCGUAAUGGCAAAAUUAUUUUGCACGAUAUGGGCGUUGAUGCUGAACAGCUUAAAUGUGUCCAUUUUUAAAACGUGUUUCGCCAAUGCGAUAGAGGACGAUUAUGGUGAACCUUUAACCACAGGACCACCUAUCACGAGUUUUCUCUUUGCUGCUGGAGUCUACAUCAUCGUGGUUAAAUCAACGCUUUUUCCACAAUCCUUUCGCAAACCUAAUCCAAUAUUACUCUGCUUUUACGAGUUUCUCACGACAACGUUCUUCCUGGAGUUCUCGAUUGCCUGCAUCUGGACACCCAUCGAUGUUCUCAUGCUAACAUCUCUACCCAAGGCCAUUUGCCACGUAACACUCUUCAAGAUUAUGGAUUUAACGAGGCCGCCGAAACCUUCGUAGCUAACAAAUCGUCUAUGGCAGCGCUUAGUUACGGAACUGCAAUGACCUUCUUCUUACUUACAUUGCACGUUACUAAAACGGUCGACUACACGAUACUUACAGACUGUGGACUUACUUGCUUUGGUUCUUAUUUGAAAAAUAAACUGUGGCAACAAAUACAGAGCGAACUUCCGAAAACAAAGCAAAUUAAAAAGUGUUCGUGUAAAUCUCGAAGGAAAAAUCGCAGUAAAAGUCGUGGCAAGGAUCCUAAAUUAUAAAA